This is a messenger RNA of Limulus polyphemus (Atlantic horseshoe crab), 6139 nucleotides long. Its product is annotated as protein patched-like. NCBI's taxonomy places the organism in Eukaryota, Metazoa, Arthropoda, Merostomata, Xiphosura, Limulidae. Bases 151 to 4233 code for a protein of 1360 amino acids. The transcript is spliced from 26 exons. Gene Ontology annotation, molecular function: hedgehog family protein binding; hedgehog receptor activity; smoothened binding. Gene Ontology annotation, biological process: smoothened signaling pathway. Gene Ontology annotation, cellular component: plasma membrane. The record is from RefSeq and is a predicted model, not a curated record.
CUUGAGUCAGGGCUCAGUGGAGGCGGAGCAUUCCAUGCAAAUAGUCGGUAGAGGGUUUUCAACUCCGUGGCCGAUGGCUUCCAACGUGGUAUCUUGUAUGCGUGUGUGUGUAUAAGUCUGUUGAUCUGCACAAUUUAUGAAGCCUAGAAUAUGGAUAGCUGGUUUAAUCCAGCCUUCAGACCGGCAGAGGGAACGACUGUUCCGCAGAAAAGGACACAUCGACAGCCAGAUAUUGACCUUCUUACUAGGACAAGUUGGACGGAUGCAAAAACAGCACUCUCUCAGAUCAAUAAGGGUAAAGCUUCAGGAAACAAGGCAGCUUUGUGGCUGCGAACUAAGCUACAGGUACACUUGUUCCAACUGGGAUGUUUUAUACAGAAAAAUGCUGGAAAGGUGUUAUUUGUGGGACUUUUGGUAUUUUCUUCGUUCUGCGUGGGACUCAAGUCAGCAAGUAUGCAAACAGACGUUAAAAAAUUAUGGGUGGAAGAGGGAGGGCGUCUGGAAAAGGAGUUGAGGUAUAUCAGAAGUACCUUAGGAGAAGGUUCUGGAAGCACUCAUCAACUAAUCAUCCAGACUCCUAAGGAGCAAGGAGCUAACGUUCUUCACGUCGAUGCUCUUAUGCUGCACUUGUACGCAGUGCGCGCAGCCACUCAAGUCACUGUCGAGAUGUUUGGCGUAUCGUGGAGGCUAAAGGAUCUUUGUUAUUCACCUAGUAUUCCUAAGUUUGACGCGCAUUACGUAGAACAAAUUUUAGAAAAUUUAUUUCCAUGUGCCAUUAUCACUCCGCUAGAUUGUUUCUGGGAGGGAUCUACACUUGUUGGGCCUGAAAUUCCCGUUGUUAUCCCGGGAUUAGGCUUAAGUGUGAAGUGGACAAACUUAAAUCCACAUCGUCUCGUGGAGACAAUGAAAAAAUUUCAAAAUUAUGUAAAUUCUUUUCCUUUUCCAUACAUUGAAGACUUCAUGAAAAGGGCAGGGAUUACCACAGGGUAUCAAGAAAAACCAUGUUUAGACCCAACAGAUGAAUUUUGCCCAGAAUCGGCUCCUAAUAAGCGGUCACAUCAGAUCCCGGAUAUUGGUUACGAACUAACUGGCGGGUGUUACGGGUUUGCUACAAAGUAUAUGCACUGGCCAGAAGAUCUGCUUGUAGGAGGAGUCUUGAAAAACAAAAGUGGAUACAUCGUAAAAGCGGAAGCUUUACAGUCAGUAGUGCAACUGAUGGGCGAGAAAGAAAUGUUCGAAUUCUGGAAAGACCAUUACAAAGUCCACAAUCUUGGCUGGGAUGUAGCCAAAGCAAAACUAGUAUUAGAAACUUGGCAGAGAAAGUUUACAGAGGAGGUGAUUACGAUCACAAAGGCAUCCAAUCAGAGCAGACAUUACAACAUCAAUGCUUUCUCUACAACUUCUCUGGCUGAUAUUCUGAAAGAUUUUUCUGAAAUGAGCGUGACUCGUGUAGCACUGGGAUACAUCCUAAUGUUAGUUUACGCCUGUGCGUCCUUACUGAAAUGGACGGACGCUGUGAAUUCUCAGAGUGGAAUUGGACUUGCUGGAGUCAUGCUGGUUGCUUUGUCAGUAGCAGCAGGACUGGGUUUAUGUGCCAUCCUAGGCAUUGUAUUCAACGCCUCUACUACUCAGAUCGUCCCAUUUUUGGCCUUGGGUCUUGGAGUGGAUGAUAUGUUCUUGAUGGCCCACACUUACGCAGAGAACUUUCGUUCGAACAUCCCGUUUGAGGAUCGGACCGGAGAAUGUUUGAAAAGAAGUGGUGUUAAUGUGCUAAUCACUUCCUUCAGCAACAUGUGUGCAUUUUUCGCUGCAGCCAUCAUCCCAAUCCCAGCUUUAAGAGCCUUCGUUCUUCAAACGGCCAUCCUGGUCAUCUUCAACGUGGCCGCCAUGUUAUUGGUCUUCCCAGCAAUAGUCAGUUUGGAUCUUCGACGACGAGAAGCCAAACGAGUGGAUUUCUUCUGUUGUUUUAGUGGGAGUACACAAGUGUCACCCAUAUGCAACAUUGAAGAAGGCAGAAGGAGUGGCCUACGUAACAGUGCGAGAUUGGGAUCAACGUCAUCCUUAUGUCAUCUUGUUCCGUCCAGUGAAAUCCCCAAACGUCAGGCCGUCACUAGAGCACUUCCUCCUGAUCGCAAUCAUGUUGUUACGGUACUAGCGCCCCCUACAGGAAAUCAAACGCCUAAUUGUUGGACUGAAAACAACAAUAACACAGGUUGUUCAACACAACAUCUGUCAACCACCAAUUCUACAUCAACAAAGGAAUUUGUUCAAGACAGUGAGAAGAGCGUGAGACAGAAAUGCAUCGAGACUUGUGCUGGGGAUCGGCAGGGGUGUUUCGGGUGGUCCCUGACGUGGUUUGCCACACAUCGAUACGCCCCCUUCCUGCAAAAGAAUUCUGUGAAGGUUCUUACCGUCGUUUUAUUCCUUGUGGGUACUAUUGUAAGUGUCUGGGGGUUGUUUCGUGUCGAAGAUGGCCUCGACCUCACAGAUAUUGUACCACGAAAUACCAAUGAACAUAAUUUUCUUCACUUCCAAAGCAAGUACUUUGGAUUUUUCAACAUGUUUGCUGUCACCAAGGGAAAUUUUGAGUAUCCAACUAAUCAAAAAUUGCUUUACGAAUACCACGCGGCAUUCACGAGGGUUAACAAGAUCAUUAAGAACGAUGAUGGUGGGCUCCCUGACUUCUGGUUGUCGCUCUUUAGGGACUGGCUAUUAAGUCUGCAGAGAGCUUUCGAAAAAGAUUGGAAAGAUGGCUGUAUUACUCAAGAACGUUGGUUCCCUAAUGCUACCGAUGAGGCUAUCCUGGCCUAUAAGUUGCUGGUUCAAACAGGAAGAGUAGAUAAUCCUGUUGAUAAAUCUCUAGUUACCACAGCGCGACUGGUAGACAAAGAAGGAAUCAUCAACUCAAAAGCUUUUUACAACUACCUGUCAGCAUGGGUAUCUAACGACGCCCUCGCUUACUCAGCCUCUCAAGCUAACCUCCAGCCUGAACCUCGGGAUUGGAGGCACGAACCUCAGGAUGUGGACCUCAAAAUCCCCAAAUCCCAACCGUUAGUUUACGCUCAGAUGCAAUUCUAUCUCAAUAACAUGGGAGACACUAAUGAGAUAACGAAAACUAUUGAGGACAUACGAAUUUUGUGCGAGAAGUACGAGGAAAAGGGACUGCCAAACUUCCCUACAGGGAUCCCUUUUGUUUUCUGGGAGCAGUAUAUUGGGUUGAGGUUCUAUCUGUCCCUGGCUCUAAUUUGUGUCCUAACUGCUAUCUUCCUGGUAGUUUCCGUUAUCUUGGUAAAUCUCUGGGCUGCAGCAAUCAUGGUUGCUGUUUUGGCCGUCAUGGUUGUUGACCUUUUUGGUCUAAUGGGAAUUCUUGGAAUUCGUCUGAGUGCCGUUCCUGCAGUUAUUUUGAUAGUGGCUGUAGGGAUUGGAAUGGACUUUACAGCUCAUAUCACUAUGGGAUUCUUGACCAGCAUUGGAGACAGGAACAGAAGAAUGGCUAUGACGUUAGAACACAUGUUUGCUCCGGUUAUCCAUGGUGCUGUGUCCACACUUCUGGGUGUCCUCAUGUUGGCUUUCUCAGAAUUUGACUUCAUCAUCAGAUAUUUCUUCUAUGUCCUAGUUGCCCUUGUGUUUAUUGGUUUAAUAAACGGAUUACUGCUUUUGCCUGUGUUGCUUUCCUUGAUUGGACCGCCUGGAGAGGUGGUUCCUAACGAUGAUCCAGAUAGAUUAGCUACUCCAUCUCCAGAACCUUCUCCACCAAGACCUAGGGCACGGACGUCUCAACAUUUUAGUGGUCGGCGAGUGUAUCCACGAGUCAACUCGGAGAUCUCUCUCAGUACCAUCACGGAGGAGCCUCAGUCUUACCACUCAUCGCACGAAAUCGUUGUGCAGCCAGAAGUAGUAGUAGAAACGACAACUAUAACCAAUACAACAGCGACGACUGGCGGAAAUGGCGUACACGUCACCAGCACAUCUACAUCAUCAGAUAACACACACACCAGCAGCUGCUCUGCGAGCCCUACAGAUUCUUGCUCCCAAGUUCUUCAUACAAACACAACGCAGACGGCUGUUACAACAAAAGUCACCACUACCGCCAAGGUGAAAGUGGAGGUACACACCCCUCUUCCAGGGACGGUAGAGAGGGAGUAUAGCUAUAAACAUCGGAGGCGGAGAGAAGGAAUUUCUUCAAGACAAAGUGAUGGAGACACUGACUUGAGUAGUAAUUCAAAGUCCUAGAAAGACGGUGUGCUCAACAACAGCAUGAUAUUGCUGUGAGAACAGGGACAUUACUAACUCCAUGCUCUGACGUAUGCAUAUUUAUAGCUGAAUAAUCUAGAAUUAACUUAAGUGACUGUAUAAGAAAAAAAGCAACAUAGGUACUGUACAGUUUUAUCUCCACAAACUGUAAAAUACAGUCCUGCUGUGUAAAACAAAGGUGGGCGUGAUUCCAUGGAAGACAGUUGUGUUCAGCUAUUUGGCACUGCUCUGUGACUGAGUGUAUUACAGAGGAAAGCUAACAUGCUUGGUACUUCACGAGAGAACUUUCAUCCAGUCUGUCAUACCAGAAAGUGCUCCGCCAUCGUCCAGUCUGUCAUACCAGAAAGUGCUUCGCCAUCGUCCAGUCUGUCAUACCAGAAGGUGCUCCACCAUUGUCCAGUCUGUCAUACCAGAAAGUGCUCCACCAUCUUCCAGUCUGUCAUACCAGAAAGUGCUUCGCCAUCGUCCAGUCUGUCAUACCAGAAGGUGCUACACCAUUUUCCAGUCUGUCAUACCAUAAGGUGCUCCGCCAUUGUCCAGUCUGUCAUACCAGAAAGUGCUCCACCAUCUUCCAGUCUGUCAUACCAGAAAGUGCUUCGCCAUCAUCCAGUCUGUCAUACAGAAGUGCCACACUGUUGUUGUGUAUUCAUGGUUUUAUACGUCGAAUAACCGUCUUCACUUUAUUAGUCUGGCAUAACAAUACAGAAAUGGAAAAGCAAUCCAUAUCACAGCUUGUUGCUGUACUAGAGUCACGUAUUGUUUGUUGACUUGUGGGUGAAAAAAGAUUGUAAAGUUUGGAAACUAUGGUUAGUCUAGUUGUGAUGUAAGCUGAAUCUUAGAGCAAAACUCAGGCAUUUUUGUAAUUUUCUUUUAUAUAUAUAAUUGUCAUCUGAGGUCACAUAUAACGUAAGUGGAUUUUGAGCAGUAUUAAUCAUAUGUAUAAUAGUUUAACAAAUAUCUCUGCUCGUAACAUAACUUACUAAAUACAAAUAGGUAACUAAACAUGACAAUAGUAUUCUCAUAGUUGUGAAAAAGCGUAGAAAACUUACCGUCGUCGAGUAACCAUUUGUUUUGAAAAUGUCUUUUGCUCAAAAAAAAAGGUGUUUUACAUGCGAUUGUUUUUAUAAGAGCCUAAUUUAUAUUUAUGUGAGGAGAAUAUGAAUAAUGUAUCACAGGUACGCAGACUUUGUCAUAAUAAUCAGUGUAACGUUAGGAAUGUUGCUCUAUGAAUGAACGUGUUUGCGUUUCAUUGUCACACCGUUCGACAAAAAAAAAAAGAGCUGAGAACACAUGGUGACCUCCAACGGAGUUUUCAAGAAGUAUAUAUUUUUUAGGAUCUCCGUUCUUUAUUUUUUAACAACUGUAUAAGCUCGUGGCGGGAAAUUUUAACGGACUAAAUCGGUGUAGGCAUGAGUGAGUGAUUAAAAUAUCUAUUUGUAUGAAUGAAUGACAACAGUAUAAUGAAUAAUAUGUAAAUGAACACAAUGAUUUGGCCAGGUAAUGCAAAAGCUGUAAGAGUUAUAUUAAAAACGAGUGAAAAAAGAAACAAAUGCGCGGUCAACGCUAUUAAUGUAGCUGACGUUGGUACAGUUUUGCUUGUCAGCUGGGAUGAUAAAUAUUAUUUAUUUUGUAAAAUAAUUGCAUUGUUCUUUAAGACUAUUUUAUUGUAACUUUUAAGAAAAAGUUGGUGUUAACUGAUCCCAUUAGUGUGUGUGUGUGUUUUUUCCGUUUUUGAUGUAUAAUAAUUUGUAAGAAAUAUUGUAGAUACUGAUGACUUAAAAGUCAAACAUAUCAAAUUAAUGAUUUUACUCCAGCAGCUAACUGUGUAUAUUCUAAUAAAGCCCAAAAUGGGAAUUAGUCUAAUUAAGAUUUUAAAAAAGGUUAA